AUGUCUGUCUGGUUCACUUGGGCUUUUCUCAUCAGCCAGUGCUUUGUCCUUCAGAUCGCAGGCCUUUUGCACCCACCUUUGAAUGUUACCACUAUAUCCCGGAAUUUCAGGCUGUUCCUCACAUGGGCACCAGAUCCUAGGAAUCCUCCUAACGUAUCCUAUCAAGUGGCCUACAGAUACAUAAAUUCAAAGUGGAAUAAGAAAAAUUGCAGAAAUAUCACUGGCAAAGAAUGUGAUUUGACCUGCCUCUUUGAUUAUACUCAUAAUUACAUAGUAGGAGUCAGAACCAAAUUUGGAUCAUCCAUGUCAAAGUGGGAAGAAAUAAAAGAUAUAUCAUACAUAUUUACAGUGGAUCCAGAGGCACCAACAUUAGAAGUAAAAUUUGUGGACAAGAGCAUGUAUAUUAAUGCAGCAGUAAAGACACCACAUUGCAUAAAAGACAUUUACAAUUUGAAAUACAAUAUUGAAGCAUCUCUAAACAAUGCACCAAAGCAGAUAAAAUUCAAAGAGGUUAAGAUGAACUCUGCUGUCAUCCUGGAUACUACAGGGCUCAGUGGGAAUUAUUGUGUUGAAGCAUUGACAGUAUUUACAAUGGAACAAAAAAAAAUCAGCCAACCAUCCAAACCAUUUUGCCAUCUUUUCAAGGAUGAAGAGUAUAACAGUGGCCACAACUGGAGUUUUGCUGUAUUGAUUUUGUUCCCAAUACUUCUCAUUUCUGGCAUCCUUCUUUAUUGUUACAUCAAGUCCAGACAUCCUGGCGAAGCAAAGAGGCCAGUUGCUUUGGAUUUUUCCAGAUUCAGCAGGGAACUGUGUACCUCAGAGUUUUCGGAAAUGACUCCCCAACAAUAUGACAAGAUCACUACAGUAGAAAUAAGUGGUCAGAACCUGAAUAUUGAUGCCGAUUAUGAAUUAAGUCACUUUAGAUACACAAAGACACACCCAGCGCUAAGAGAAUUUGGAGAAGAUGGAUCUAAAAGCCAGAUGUCUGGUGGUUACAAGCUUAGCUCCUUAAGAUCGUCAUUAAAGGAUCACAGCUGUGAGAGAUGCUCUACCUCAGACUUUAGCUGUGAGGAAAGUGAAAGCUCAUCAGGACCACAUAUUUCUAGACUCCUAACUCUGCAUGAUAUGCAGAAGACUAAUUUGGAUCACACUCAAGAUGAGGAUGAAGACAAGAUCAAGGAGCCUGAUCCCAAUGAAUUACUAUUAAGUACUGUUAAAUCAGACUUUUGGAACAUGUCCUCAUUAGGAUCCAAGUCUUUUUGCCCGCUCAAUCAAAGCCUUAGUGUGCGCUUUGAGACAUUAAAGAUUGAAGGGAAGAGUGGUCAGGUGGAAAACUCAGAUGGUGAAUCUAGUGACCAGUGUUUUUCAGAAUUUGAGGAUUCAACAGAAGAUUUAAAUGAGGAGAGUGAUACAGAGGAUCAAUUAAGCAGUAAUUCAAAUUUGCAAAAGUUAAGAUGCUCAGGUUAUGAAAGCAGGGGUUAUAUGGCAAGGUAG
Xenopus tropicalis (tropical clawed frog) is the source of this 1494-nucleotide messenger RNA. RefSeq names its product interferon, lambda receptor 1 (gene ifnlr1). The record is from RefSeq and is marked provisional. The transcript is spliced from 7 exons. NCBI's taxonomy places the organism in Eukaryota, Metazoa, Chordata, Amphibia, Anura, Pipidae. Bases 1 to 1494 code for a protein of 497 amino acids.